This is a messenger RNA of Daucus carota subsp. sativus, 735 nucleotides long. RefSeq lists its product as uncharacterized. The record is from RefSeq and is a predicted model, not a curated record. The coding region runs from base 1 to 735 and encodes 244 amino acids. Lineage: Eukaryota; Viridiplantae; Streptophyta; Magnoliopsida; Apiales; Apiaceae. The transcript is spliced from 3 exons.
AUGCAAAACGGGAAAGUGAUAGCCUACGCGUCAAGACAACUCAAGCCACACGAGCAAAGAUAUCCGACUCAUGACUUGGAAUUGGUAGCAAUCGUAUUUGCUUUGAAGGUUUGGAGACACUAUCUUUAUGGCGAGAAGUGUGAAAUAUUCACGGAUCACAAAAGCUUAAAGUACAUUUUCACGCAAAAAGAGUUGAACAUGAGGCAACGAAGAUGGUUGGAAUUGAUUAAAGACUACGGCUGCACGAUUAGUUAUCAUCCCGGAAAGGCGAACGUGGUAGCCGAUGCGUUAAGUCGCAAAGAAAGGUUGAAUAUGUUGACCAUGGCCCAAGAACUAUCACAAGAAUUUGAGAGGAUGGGAACUGAAAUUCGAGCUCCAAGUACACCUACAGAAAUGAUUUGUACCAUGACUUUUCAGCCUGCAUUGAUGGAAAAGAUAAAGAAGUGCCAAGAGGAAGUGAUGAAUAAGAAGAUGAAUGAGUUGACCGGAGAAGAGAUUUGUACUCAGAAAGACAACCAAGGAAUCUUGAGAGUAAAAGAUGAACAUCAGAAGCCAAGUGGAUUAAUACAGCCUCUAGAGAUACCAGAAUGGAAGUGGGAGCACAUUGCAAUGGACUUUAUAGUUGGAUUGCCAAGGACGAAGUCUAAUCAUGAUGCCAUUUGGAUCGAGACCCUCGUUUUAAUUCUAGAUUCUGGAAGCAAUUUCAAGAACAUUUGGGAACCCGACUCAAGAUGA